Aspergillus niger is the source of this 1005-nucleotide messenger RNA. RefSeq lists its product as uncharacterized. The transcript has 2 exons. Gene Ontology annotation, biological process: secondary metabolic process. The record is from RefSeq and is a predicted model, not a curated record. Lineage: Eukaryota; Fungi; Ascomycota; Eurotiomycetes; Eurotiales; Aspergillaceae. Bases 1 to 1005 code for a protein of 334 amino acids.
AUGCCCACUCUCAGCCAGGUCCGUCAGUCCAACACGGCCCUGGGCGCUCAGCGCCAAAAGAUGGUCGCCGUUUUCGUGGGAGGCACCAGCGGCAUAGGAGAAGCAACAGCCAAGCAGAUGGCGCUCGCUGUGAAACAACCAACCAUCCACCUGGUUGGCCGGAAUCCUGCAUCCGGUUCCAGAGUCCUAGAGGAGCUCCGGGCUUCCAAUCCAAGCGGAUCAUAUAACUUCAUUCAAUCGGAUGUCUCACUUCUGCGCAGCGUCGACAAAGCCUGUGAGGAAAUUACGGACAAGGAAAAGCAAAUUGAUCUCCUCUUCAUGUCCACCGGUCACCUAUCUCUCUCCAAGAACGAAACCGACGAGGGACUAGACGACAACCAUGCCCUUCGUUACUACUCCCGCAUGCGCUUCGUGCAGAGUCUCAUGCCACUGCUCAGUGCCUCUUCCGGUCCAGCCAGGGUCGUAUCCAUCCUAGCGGGCGGCCAGGAAGGCACCAUGGAGGAAGACAAUUUCGACCUGAGGAAAUCUUGGAGUUUUACGAAAGGAAACACAUACGCCGCCACCUUAAACUCGCUAGCGAUAGAGCAUCUAGCCACCGCCCAUCCGACCGUAAGCUUUCUACACGUCUUCCCGGGUAUUGUACGGACUCCAUUGAUGAACGCCUCCUUCGGAAAUUACGGCGGCGCCAUCCUAAGCUUUCUUUCUCGUCCGAUUUCAAUGUCCCCGGAGGAGAGUGGCGAGCGUAAUUUGUUUCUCUCGACGUCGGCAGCCUAUCCACCAGCCACGCCGAAAGAUCCAUCCCAGCUGGGGGUUCCCUUGGUCAAAGGGGUGGACACGGCGUCUGCAUCAACUGGCAAAGUCGGCGGAGGUUCAUAUAUUCUUAAAUACGAUGGGAGUAAUGCAACCCGGGAGAAAUUGAUGGCUGAUUAUCGAGCCAGGAGUUUCCCUGGUAAGGUUUGGGACCAUACACUGGAGACAUUCAAGCGGGUGCUGCGGUCAGACUGA